CUUUCUGCACUGAUGUCUGGUGUGUCAAGGGCCAUGUCGAAGUUUCGCCUGGCUGUGGUCCAGUUGCAUGUGACAAAAGUCAAGGCAGACAACCUCUCAAAAGCCCGGAGGCUGAUAAAUGAAGCUGCAGCCCAAGGGAGCAAAAUGGUGGUUCUGCCAGAGUGCUUCAAUUCUCCUUAUGGAACCAAUUUCUUCCCUGAGUAUGCUGAGAAGAUCCCCGGGGAAUCUACACAGAUGCUGUCCAAGGCUGCUAAGGAGAAUAAGGUGUACCUAGUGGGAGGGUCUAUCCCAGAGGAGGACGGUGGGAAGUUGUACAACACCUGUCCAGUGUUUGGCCCUGAUGGAGGAUUGAUGCUUAAACACAGAAAGAUUCACCUCUUCGACAUCGAUGUUCCUGGGAAAAUCCGUUUCCAGGAGUCCGAGACACUGAGCCCAGGAAGUGGCCUAUCGGUUUUUGACACAUCAUUCUGUAAAGUGGGAAUCGGGAUCUGCUAUGACAUAAGGUUUGCAGAGCUUGCACAGCUCUACAGUAAAAAAGGUUGUCAGCUAUUGGUGUACCCUGGGGCCUUCAACAUGACAACCGGCCCAGCCCAUUGGGAGCUCUUACAGAGGGGAAGGGCACUUGAUAACCAAGUGUAUGUAGCCACAGCAUCGCCCGCGAGAGAUGAAACUGCUUCCUACGUAGCCUGGGGUCAUAGCACUGUUGUAAACCCAUGGGGCGAGGUGAUUUCAAAGGCAGGGUCGGAGGAGGCGGUUGUCUAUGCUGACAUUGAUCUACAAUAUUUAGCAGACGUCCGCCAGCAGAUCCCGAUCACAGCCCAGCGUCGCAGUGACCUCUACUCAGUCAAUGCUGUGCAGGAAGGCUGAAACUUGAACUUUGAGACAUCAAGAGACUGCCGGGGUCAAUCUCAUAAACAGACGAUAUAUGAAUAUAUCCCACAUUAGCUGUGCUAACCUGACCGAUCUCCACCCCACAAAGACGAAAGAUUGUGGAAACAAGAGAAUAUGGGAUUGUAAUUAAAUUGAGCAUAAGUGCCUACAUGAUUAGAGCAUAUUGACAUUUAAAGAUGAAACAAUAGUUGCCACCUCCCUUAUCACAACUGAUUUAUGUUUAAUGGUUUUGCAUAGAUUUGAUAUUAUAUAAGAUUUUUCUAAUGUCUUGACAUCAAAAGUAAAAUUUGUUUCAAGUGGAAUUACAUUUUUCUGAUGAGCCAUAUGAAUUUUACUCUACCAAUUUUUGUGCUUUUUUCUGCUCAUGACAAGCAUAAAAGACAUGACAAUUAAGCUAUUGGAGACUGUGCAAAGAUUGCAAAGACAAUAAAAGGAUUUAAAACACUAACUUGACUGUUCAGCACAACAAUAACUGUCAUGAAAAUGAUGGUGGCAUUGUCAAACAAACAAAGUCCCACACAAAAUGAGGAAAAGGGCACUCCUAAGGAGUGCACGGUGAAGACGGAGCAAUGUCCCAAGAGGUGAAGUGGAGACCUUUUUCUAAGAGGAAAAAUAAUACCGAGUUAAACUGUAACCAAUGCAGUUGCACCAAAAGUUCACUAGGGAAGCCAUGUCCACUCUCAUGAGAUGGUUUUCCAAACAGCCAUCUCCCAGGUGGGAAAUCUGCC
This is a messenger RNA of Lampris incognitus (smalleye Pacific opah), 1619 nucleotides long. RefSeq names its product nitrilase family, member 2 (gene nit2). Gene Ontology annotation, molecular function: omega-amidase activity. The transcript has 10 exons. Bases 13 to 867 code for a protein of 284 amino acids. Lineage: Eukaryota; Metazoa; Chordata; Actinopteri; Lampriformes; Lampridae. Gene Ontology annotation, biological process: oxaloacetate metabolic process; L-glutamine metabolic process. Gene Ontology annotation, cellular component: mitochondrion. The record is from RefSeq and is a predicted model, not a curated record.